GAAUUCACACCUACUGCGGUUAUCUUGGGCCUCGCAAUAGGAUGCCUCAUAUGCUUUACCAAUUUGAGCUUGGGUUUACAAUCAGGUUGGAUAUCGAUGAUGUCCAUCCAAUCUGCUUUGAUUGGGUUUCUAAUCUCUCGAAUACUACCGACGCCCCUUACACCACAGGAAAUCAUCGUGGUACAGACGACGGCAGUGGCUACUGGGACUAUGCCUCUUGCGGCAGGAUUUGUUGGAAUCUUGCCAGCGUUGGGAAUCCUUAGUGAAGAACGUGAUGGCGUGCCUCCAAUUCACCUCACUUGGCUGGCAACCAUCGGUUGGUCGUGUUCCGUUGCUUUCUUUGGUGUCUUCCUUUCCCCGCCUAUCCGAAAACAAGUGAUUAUUGAGGAACAACUUUCAUUCCCUUCAGGCACAGCUACUGCCCAACUCAUCUCUGUGCUUCACAAAUUACCCCCACCGGAUACCUCCAUCCGUCGAAGGCAAGGAUAUCAUCAAGUGGAUUUGGAGGAUGAGAAUAGACGGGAUGACGUCCCUACAGUUGACCAAGAAGGAGAAGCCGUCGUGGAGCGCGAAAUCGUUGAGCAUGAGGGCUGGCAAGAUCUUGUCUGGAGUUUUGUUGUUUCUGGCUCUUUGACGUUGUCUGCAUAUUUUUUUCCCGUCCUUUUUGCACUCCCCAUGUUCGGGAAUCAUCUAGCAAAGGAAUGGCUUUGGUUUUUUACACCUAGCCUAUCCUAUGUUGGUCAGGGUAUCAUUAUGGGAUUCCCCACAACAUUAAGCAUGAACCUUGGCAUGCUCGUCGGCUGGGCCGUCCUCUCGCCUCUCUCCAAACUUUCUGGUUGGGCUCCAGGCCCUGUAGGCGAUAUGUCAAAUGGCGCUCGCGGAUGGAUCCUCUGGGUUUCACUAGGCAUCAUGUGUGCUGACAGCCUGGUCUCACUCGUCCCUGUCGCCAUAGAGUUCAUCACCAAUAUCAUCUGGUCACGAAAGAAGAGUUAUUCCGCCUUGGGAGAAAGUCCCCACCAGAACCACGAAACAGAAACUGAGGGCAGGCUUGUGCCGAAUAGUUGGGUUGCAACCGGGUUGUUCGUCAGCAUUGUUGUCGGGACUUUUCUUGUAUGGGUUGUGUUCGGCCAUGAAGGGAUCAAACCUUGGGCGACGCUAUGUGGCUUCGUUCUUGGAGGAUUGUUGAGUAUCAUUGGAGUGCGUGCGCUUGGGGAGACCGAUUUAAACCCAGUGUCUGGCCUGGGCAAGGUCUCGCAGUUAUUUUUUGCAUGGAUCCAACCUGGCAAUAUCGUAGCGAACAUUAUUGCUGGAGGCGUAGCAGAGGCCGGCGCACAGCAAGCGGGCGACCUGAUGCAAGAUCUCAAAACUGGACACUUAUGCCAUGCUUCACCGCGAGCCCAGUUUUACGGCCAGCUAAUUGGUUCUUCAAUCUCCAUUGUGGUCACGACGACCGCCUUUACGCUGUAUAAUCGGGCAUAUGUCAUUCCCGGGCCCUCGUUCCCAGCUCCGACGGCCUAUGUCUGGCUGAGCCUUGCACGGCUUCUUCGUGAUGGACAACUUCCCGAGAAGAGCGCUAUGUUCAUGAUCAUUUUCUCUAUCGCCUUUGGACUCCUUUCAGCCAUCAAGACGUAUUCUGGGAGAAAACAAUCCUGGUUCUCUAAGUGGAUUCCAUCAGGCAUCGCAUUUGCGAUAGGAUUUCUCAACACACCCUCCUUUUCGAUUGCGCGUCUAAUUGGAGGUGUAACGGAGUACCUUUACCACAAGAAGUACGCGGGAGCUGAUGGACAUGACAUCCGACUUGUGGUCAUCGCCAGUGGAUUCGUUUUGGGCGAAGGAGUUGUCAGUAUUGUUUCAUUAAUUUUACGGACGUUUGGGGUUGGGGUCAUUAGUUGUUUUGGAUGUGGACACGGACUUUGUGGAGGCUGUCCUGUUACUCCAUGA
This is a messenger RNA of Laccaria bicolor S238N-H82, 1941 nucleotides long. Its product is annotated as oligopeptide transporter. Gene Ontology annotation, molecular function: 2 iron, 2 sulfur cluster binding; oligopeptide transmembrane transporter activity. The transcript has 10 exons. Lineage: Eukaryota; Fungi; Basidiomycota; Agaricomycetes; Agaricales; Hydnangiaceae. Gene Ontology annotation, cellular component: fungal-type vacuole membrane. The record is from RefSeq and is a predicted model, not a curated record. The annotation marks the transcript as partial.